This is a messenger RNA of Papilio xuthus (Asian swallowtail), 1255 nucleotides long. RefSeq names its product outer dynein arm protein 1. The record is from RefSeq and is a predicted model, not a curated record. The coding region runs from base 104 to 1255 and encodes 383 amino acids. Lineage: Eukaryota; Metazoa; Arthropoda; Insecta; Lepidoptera; Papilionidae. The transcript has 6 exons.
AGUUUUGAGUUCUAAGGAAACAUUGUAAUUUUUUUUUCCUAUCUCCUCGUAUUUAUGAUAUCAAGAACCGACGUCAUGAAACAUAUUUAAAUAAUGUGUAACAAUGUUAAAGGAAUGUGCUUCAGAGCUGACGAACCAGAGUAUGGUGGCGCAGCUGGAGAACCGGCUGGACACAGCUAUGAAGAAGUUCAACGCGGCCAACAGCGACAACUACACCAUGCGGCUGCAGAUCGACUGUUUGCUGCGGGAUCGUCAGUUCUUCAACACGAUGUGGCGGAAGCAGCUGCGACGGCUGAUGGCGGGCAAGGCGCAGCUGCUGGAGCUGGUCGAGCAAGCUAUUGGCGCGCACGAGCUACGAGAGGAGAGCUGCGCGCGGCUGCACGCGCUACGCGAACAGGCCGCGCAGCAGUACAGGAAGCACUGCCUCGAGGUGCGCGAGCUGCAGCGUCAGCUGGAACACAGCGUGAAGCUGGAGCAGUUCCUGCGCACGAAGGGAACGGUGCGGCUGACGGCGGCGGACGCGCGGGCGGAGGCGCGCCGCCAGCACCGCAGCGAGCUCGAGGCGCACGCAUACAACAACCACCUCAACAUCCUCGAUGCUAUCAAGGAGUUCACCGGGGAGCAGGAGCUGUGUCGGCUGCGGCAGGAGUUCACGCGGCGGGAGGAGGAGAACUACGCACUCUUCAACUACGUCAACGAGCUGCACGCCGAGCUCACCGCGCUCGCUGACAGCGUCAACCAACUCAAUGACGCCAUCGACGACGAGAAAGCGAAGCACGAGGCGAGGAUGUACAAGCAGCAGGACAGCGUGGAGGCGCUGCGCGGGGAGCUGGCGCAGCUGCGCGCGGCCCGGGAGCGCGCUCAGCUGCACUGCGCCACCAGCGAGCACGCGCUCGACACCUUGCUGCGCCGAGUGCGCGAACUGGCGCAGUCGUGCGAGUGCGAGUCGCUGCCACUGCUGAAGCUGGUGGGCGGGGCGCUGGACGCGUCCGCGAGCAGCGCGCGUCUCUACCUCACCAGCCUCGAGCACCGGCUGCGGGAGACGGUCGACCUCAUCAAGAUGGACGAAGUAAAUCCAUUGCAGUUAAACCUUGUUGCGAUGAUAUCAGAAAUGUAUACAUCUGUCUGUCCGUCUGUCCGUCAGGUGCUGCAGCGUCACGCGGAGGCGAAGGCGCGCACUCCGCCGCCCGCACGCCGCGCCCGCCGCGCCCCGCACUCCCCGCGCCCGCCCCGCGCCAUGCUCGCACAUGCAUAG